Molecule: messenger RNA, 2518 nt
Organism: Glycine soja
Lineage: Eukaryota; Viridiplantae; Streptophyta; Magnoliopsida; Fabales; Fabaceae
Product: mitogen-activated protein kinase kinase kinase 3-like
Exons: 11
Coding region: 156-2006 (616 amino acids)
Biological process (GO): protein phosphorylation
Molecular function (GO): ATP binding; protein kinase activity
Source: RefSeq, a predicted model, not a curated record
CCCUCCAAACCCCUCUCUCAUCCUUAGCUGUUUCUUUUUUCUUUUGUAUCCUUCGUCGUAUCUUCCCUCUUCCAACUGAACAAAACCUAACAACUCUCACCUUCUUCUUUGAAUUGAACCACUCUUUCUUUCUGCUUUGUCCAAUAACUCAGAACAUGCCCACUUGGUGGGGUAAAAAGUCCAGCAAGAGCAAGGACCAACAACCGCAAGAAGACCACCACCACCCCCCUCAUGGCGGAGGAGGAGGCGCCGCCACCAGUGUCCUUAACUUCAAUUUCAACAAGCUCAACAAGCCCAGGCCCGACAGGCCCUCCAAGAGCUUCGACGACGUCGUCAGAAACUCCCCUCGCUGCAGCCGCGAUUUCAGUUCCUCCGCCGCCGCCGCCGUCGACCAAGGCCUCCCCUUGCCUCGCCCCUCUGUCUCCUCCACGCAAAGCUUCGGCAUCGAGCAAGGCCUUGUUUUCGGAUCUGGCUCUGUUUCCGGCUCCAGCGUCAGCUCCAGCGGCUCCUACGAUGAUCACCCUACCUGUCACUCUCAGAUUAAUGCCUCCAGAGGGCAAGGUGACACGAAGUUCUAUGCGAGGUCUAAAAGCCCGGGUCCUGGGUCAAGAGGGCCCACCAGCCCAACAUCACCUCUUCAUCCGAAGUUGCAUGUUUUGAGUCUUGACUCCCCUACAGGCAGGCAAGAAGGUGAAUGUCAUCCAUUGCCUCUUCCGCCAGGUUCUCCUACCAGUCCUUCUUCUUCUCUUCCCAGCACAAGAGCAAAUGGAAUGACGGAACACACUACCGGUAACCUUUCGAAGUGGAAGAAAGGAAAGCUUCUUGGUCGGGGAACAUUUGGGCAUGUUUACCUGGGAUUCAAUAGUGAUAGUGGACAAUUGUGCGCAAUAAAAGAAGUCAGGGUUGUCUGUGAUGACCAAUCAUCAAAAGAGUGCCUCAAACAACUUAAUCAGGAGAUCCAUUUGCUCAGUCAGCUUUCACAUCCAAACAUUGUUCAAUACUAUGGGAGUGAUUUGGGAGAAGAAACACUUUCCGUUUAUUUGGAAUAUGUCUCUGGUGGUUCUAUUCAUAAAUUACUUCAGGAAUAUGGGGCCUUCAAGGAGCCUGUUAUUCAAAAUUAUACCAGGCAGAUUGUCUCUGGACUUUCCUAUCUUCAUGGGAGAAAUACAGUACAUAGGGAUAUCAAAGGGGCUAACAUACUAGUUGAUCCUAAUGGUGAAAUCAAGCUGGCAGACUUUGGAAUGGCUAAACAUAUAAAUUCUUCUUCCUCCAUGCUUUCUUUCAAAGGGAGUCCAUACUGGAUGGCACCCGAGGUUGUAAUGAAUACAAAUGGCUAUAGUCUUCCUGUUGAUAUAUGGAGUUUGGGAUGCACAAUUCUUGAAAUGGCAACAUCAAAGCCUCCUUGGAAUCAGUAUGAAGGGGUAGCUGCAAUAUUUAAAAUUGGUAACAGCAGAGAUAUGCCUGAAAUUCCGGAUCACCUCUCAAGUGAGGCAAAGAAUUUCAUUCAGCUAUGCUUACAAAGAGAUCCAUCAGCCCGCCCAACAGCCCAGAAGUUAAUAGAGCAUCCCUUUAUUCGAGAUCAGUCAGCAACAAAAGCUACAAAUGUCAGAAUAACCAGGGAUGCUUUCCCCUACAUGUUUGAUGGAAGUCGGACGCCUCCGCCAGUUUUAGAUCAUUCCAAUAGAACAAGUUUAACUUCAUUCGAUGGAGAUUAUGCAACAAAGCCAAUUCCCGUAACUUCACGUACAGUAAGGAGCCCAAGAGAUAACACAAGAAUGAUCACAUCUUUACCAGUAUCUCCCUGUUCAAGUCCUUUGCGACAGUAUGGGCCAGCACACAAGAGCUGUUUCCUUUCUCCUCCUCACCCAACUUACACUUUGAUGGGGCAAAAUACCCUCCCCUCAUAUCCAGUGAGAUCAAAUGCCACAUUCACUCUUGACCCUUUUCAUGAAACUGCUUUCUACAAAGCCCACACACCCGGUGGAUCCCCAAGAAGACUCAUUUGAGUUGCCGAUUGUAUAUACCUCAAAAACCUUUUGGUUUCCCUGGCAUGCCUUGUGGUCUGUGGUUGAACUUCAAUCUGCACUCUUACGAGUACAAACUCUAUCUAAAGGAUUCUGGUCGAUUCUUUAUGCAUGAGAAACUAGACCACGUGAGGUACAAGUGAGGUGUAGGAGCUCUCGAUGCAGGCAUUGGACUGGGGACACCGUGCUGUUUGUAACAACAAUUUAUUGAUUACUGUAAAUCCAUGGUGUUUACUGUCUGUAGUAACGUUUAUGUUGUAUAUUGUUAGUUCAUGGCAGGAGAAAAAAAGAGAGUAAUUUUUCAUAUAUACUCUUUCUCUUUUUUUAAAUUAUGUAUCCUUACUUGAGAAAUGAUACGUCAUACGUGUAUGGUGUGGAACUUGGUUCCAAACCAUAUCCAGAAUGAUGGGCUUCAAAGUUUAAAGAGCCAGAGUCUUGAAUGUCCAAAAUAUUAGUUGGAAGCAAUUUUAUUAUUACGCAUUAUGCUCGGAUUA